Drosophila sechellia is the source of this 1738-nucleotide messenger RNA. RefSeq names its product Succinyl-CoA:3-ketoacid CoA transferase (gene SCOT). Bases 82 to 1632 code for a protein of 516 amino acids. Gene Ontology annotation, biological process: ketone body catabolic process. Lineage: Eukaryota; Metazoa; Arthropoda; Insecta; Diptera; Drosophilidae. The record is from RefSeq and is a predicted model, not a curated record. The transcript has 4 exons. Gene Ontology annotation, molecular function: succinyl-CoA:3-oxo-acid CoA-transferase activity. Gene Ontology annotation, cellular component: mitochondrion.
CAUUCUGUCUUGUGUUCAUCCGCCGAGCAGUUUGCCUUAGUUUUAAUCCGUUGUUAUUAAUUUAAAUACACUUAAGUUAAAAUGCUCUGCCGACUGGUGGGAAACAGGAGUUUGGGUGCACGAUAUUCCGCAUCCAUCAAGGCUAUUGCGUGCUACUCCACGUCGGGAAAACAGCGAAACGGCAAGAUCUACGAGUCGGCCAUAGAUGCUGUGUCCGAUGUGCAGGAUGGUGCCCAGAUCCUGUUCGGAGGAUUCGGAAUCUGCGGCAUUCCGGAGAAGAUGAUCAACGCGCUCAAGCAGAAGGGAGUCAAGAACAUCACGGGUGUUUCCAACAAUGGAGGUGUGGACGACACUGGUCUGGGUGUUCUGAUCAAGCAGAAGCAGGUGUCCAAGGUAAUUGGCUCCUAUGUGGGCGAAAACACGGAGCUGGUGCGUCAGUAUCUGGAAGGAGAACUGGCCGUGGAACUGACUCCUCAAGGCACCCUAGCGGAGAAGAUCCGCGCUGGAGGUGCCGGCAUUCCCGCCUUCUACACGCCCACUGGCUACGCCACCCUUGUCCAGGAAGGCGGCGCACCCAUUAAGUACUCCAAGGAUGGCAAGGUGGAAAUAUCCAGCGAAAAGAAGCCCGUGAAAGAGUUCAACGGAAGGAACUACGUGAUGGAGGAGUCCAUCUUCGCAGACUUUGCCUUUGUGAAGGCCCAGAAGGCCGAUCCCUUGGGCAAUCUGGUGUUUAACAAAGCUGCCAGAAACUUCAACGCACCCAUGUGCAGGGCGGCCAAAAUCACCGUGGCCGAAGUGGAGGAAAUCGUGCCCAUCGGAGCCCUUUCUCCCGAUGAGAUCCAUGUGCCCGGCAUCUACAUUAACCGCAUCUUCAAGGGCACCGACUACAACAAGCGUGUGGAACGCUUGCGCAUUACGGAACCCAAGGAUCCCAGCAAACCCGCUCCUCCACCAAAUCCCGCCCAGGUUUUACGUGAGCGCAUUGCCCGUCGAGUGGCCCUUGAGUUCCAUGACGGCAUGUACGCCAAUCUGGGCAUUGGCAUUCCCGUGCUAUCCUCCAACUACAUCCCCAAGGGCAUGAACGUGAUGCUGCAGUCGGAGAACGGAAUCCUGGGCCUGGGACCCUUCCCCACCAAGGAUAAAGUGGAUCCGGACUUGAUCAACGCCGGAAAGGAGAGUGUUACCGUGGUGCCCGGAGCCUCCUACUUCGGCUCCGAUGACAGCUUUGCCAUGAUCCGUGGUGGUCAUGUGGAUAUCACCAUUUUGGGCGCCAUGGAGGUGUCGGCCACAGGCGAUCUGGCCAACUGGAUGAUUCCUGGCAAACUGGUUAAGGGCAUGGGUGGAGCCAUGGACUUGGUGGCUGCACCUGGCACCAGGGUGAUCAUCACCAUGGAGCACAAUGCACGCGAUGGAUCCCCCAAGAUCCUGGACACCUGCUCCCUUCCGCUCACUGGCAAGGGUGUGAUCGACAUGAUCAUCUCGGAGAAGGCCGUUUUCACGGUGGAAAAGGGCGUGGGUCUGACGCUGAUCGAGGUGGCCGAGGGAUACACCGUGGACGACAUCAUCGCCAGCACUGGAGCCAAGUUCACAGUGUCGCCCAAUGUGAAGACAAUGGGUCAAAUUCCUGUUUGAGAGAAGCUGCAAUACCUCCGCUUGAGUGAUAAACGAGUGCAUUUAUUUUUUGUUGAUCGUGUGACAAAAAUAUUUUUGUUAAAUAUAUGGACCAUAUCAAGUCGAA